Messenger RNA from Capra hircus (goat), 2938 nucleotides. RefSeq names its product zinc finger protein 613 (gene ZNF613). Bases 588 to 2522 code for a protein of 644 amino acids. The transcript has 5 exons. Lineage: Eukaryota; Metazoa; Chordata; Mammalia; Artiodactyla; Bovidae. The record is from RefSeq and is a predicted model, not a curated record. Gene Ontology annotation, biological process: regulation of DNA-templated transcription.
AGGAGCGUGUCGGGCUACAAUCGGACGCGAAGGAGCAAAGAGGAGCAGAGACGUGAGGGUGGUUUGGCUUUUGUCACUUAUGUGCUUGUGCCUGGCUUUCUGUACGGCAAUUCCUAAAAGAUGGCAGCUUCGGGUACCGUGGCGAGCAGGGCGCAGACAUUAGCUCCCUGGAAAAGCCGGAAAAAACAAACAAGCAAGCAAACAAAAAAACCGUUGUGCGUUCUCCGCGUUCUCCGUACAAACGCCGCAGCCCCUAGUCGGCCGCCGUAGUCCAGCUAGGGCGCAGUAGUAAAAAGAAUUCUCGGAAGUGCGGGUUCGAGGAGGUCGCGGUGGGAUCAGGAGAAAAUCAGGAUAGUGUGUGGAUUUCUGCGUGGAAUAGGAUGAGAGGACUGAGGUCCUGGCUCCCUGAUACAUCAAGAUACAAGAUAUGUCAAGUGACAUGAGGAGGUUUCCCUUCCUGGACAUCAUCACUUGCAGGGACAUCACUGCCUUGGCACUAAGAUUUCUAACCUGAAAUUGAGGAAAGUCCAAAAAGAGACUCAAGACACAUCCUAGUCUUUGGCCAGUUCUCAAUAUAUCAGAAGAAAAUGAUCAAGGACCAGGGAUCUCUGACACUGGAGGAUGUGGCCGUGGACUUCACGUGGGAGGAGUGGCAGCUCCUGGCCCCUCCUCAGAAGGCCCUGUACCGGGACGUGAUGCUGGAGAACUAUAGCAACCUGGUGUCUGUGGGGUAUCAAGCCAGCAAGCCAGCUGCUCUCUCCAGAUUGGAACGAGGAGAACUGUGGCCCAUGGAAGACGAAGUCCACAGUCGAAUCUGUCCAGAAAUGAGGAAAGAUGACUGUCUUCUACAGGAGAACUUGCAAAAUCAAAGCUGUCCAAAAAGAGCGGAACGAUGUCACGAACAUAAUGCGCUUGGAAAUGUUUAUCAGAGCAAAAGUCACUGUCCUUUAUGCCAGAAUCAUGAUAUACUUUACUUACAUGGGAAAACACUGAAAUCAAACUUAAGUUCAAUCAGCCAGAACAGAAACUAUGAAGUAAAGAACCCCGUUAAGGCUAAUGUAGAUGGGACAUUCUUCCUCCAUGCAAAGCAUGAGGAAUUUCACAGUGAAAGUAAGCUUCCUGAGUGUGGAAUUCCUAUGAGCACAAAUUCACAGAUCAUUACAUGUCUGGGAACUCAACAGAUAAAUAAACCUCAUGUUUGCACUGAAUGUGGGAAAGCCUUCAUCAAGAAGUCCCGCCUCAUCGAUCAUCAGAGAGUUCACACAGGAGAAAAACCCCACAGAUGCAGUGUAUGUGGGAAAGCUUUCUCUAGAAAGUCUAGACUCACUGAGCACCAGAAAACCCACAUAGGAGAGAAACGGUAUGCAUGCACUGAGUGUGACAAAGUCUUCCCUAAGAAGUCACGGCUGCUUAUCCAUCAAAAAACUCAUACAGGUGAGAAGCCCUACAUAUGCGAUGAUUGUGGAAAAGGCUUUGUCAAGAAGUCUCGGCUCAUUAAUCAUCAGAGAGUUCAUACAGGAGAGAAACCUCAUGGGUGCAGCCUGUGUGACAAAGCAUUCUCCAGGAAGUCCAGGCUCAUGGAACACCAGAGAACUCACACGGGAGAAAAACCUUAUGAAUGCACGGAAUGUGACAAAGCCUUCCGCUGGAAAUCGCAGCUCAAUGCACACCAGAAAACUCAUACAGGAGAGAAAUCAUAUAUAUGUAGCGAUUGUGGAAAGGGCUUCAUUCAGAAGGGCAAUCUCAUUGUACAUCAGCGAACUCACACUGGAGAGAAACCCUAUGUAUGCACUGAAUGUGGGAAAGGCUUCAUCCAGAAGGGCAAUCUCCUGAUACAUCAGCGAACUCACACUGGAGAGAAACCCUAUGUAUGCACUGAAUGUGGGAAAGGCUUCAGCCAGAAAACCUGCCUCAUCUCACAUCAGAGAUUUCACACUGGAAAGACUCCCUUUGUGUGUACCGAAUGUGGAAAAUCCUGUUCACACAAAUCGGGUCUCAUUAACCACCAGAGAAUUCACACAGGAGAGAAACCCUACACGUGUAAUGACUGUGGGAAAGCAUUCAGGGAUAAGUCGUGUCUCAACAGACACCGGAGAAUUCACACAGGAGAGAGACCCUAUGGCUGCAACGACUGCGGGAAAGCUUUCUCCCACUUGUCAUGCCUUGUGUAUCACAAGGGGAUGCUACAUGCAAGAGAGAAACGUGGUGACUCAGUCAAGUUGGAAAAUCCUUUCUCAAAGCAUCUCAGCCCAUCACGUCCAAGUGAUAUGGUACAGAGGAAAAACCCUGUUAGUGUGGUGACUGUGCAGAUGCCUUCUGUGGCAACUCAGACUCCAUCCCACAGUGAUAAGCCCCUAGAAGAUGAGAACAUAACCCUUGUGGGACAGCUAGGGGGCAGAUAUGCACCCUCAGCAGAUAAUAGAAUUUGCACAGAAGAGAAACCUAGUGAAUGCAGUGAAUGUGGUAGCACCCUCAGUGGUCAAUUACAUCUUAUUUUUGUCACAAAAGACACCCAGGAAUAAACUCAUUCAAUCAAGCUGGAAAACCCUUGAAUAAAUCCUAGCUCUUUGUAUGGCUGGCGAGUGUAUACUGAGACAAAUAGUAUAAACACAGAGACUGGGAAAGCCUCUCAUGGAAAGAUAGACCCUAACAGGGCUUUCAUAGGUCACAUAUGUCAGUGAGGUCAUAGUUGGCAGAAAUGUAAUGACUGUGGAGAAGUCCUUCCCCAGAAAUAAGACUUCAGUAGGUGUCAGAGUUCACACUAAGAGAAACUGUUGGACCCCUGAAGGCAGUAAAUGGGUCAGUGGUAUGUUCCUUUUCAUCGGUUGGCAGAGGAAAUCGUAGAAAUAAAACUCUGAACACACCAACUAUGGCACGUCUUCAGCAAAAUAUCAGAAAGUGCAUGAAGCAAAUAACAAAUAAACCCUGUUAAAAUGAA